AUGUUCUAUGGACCCUUCGACAGUGUAGAAAUUGCCAAAGAAUUAAAAGAUACUUGUGAAGAUAGUUGGCGUACACCAGCCUGUAAGUGGCUUCCAAAACCAACAACCCCGAUACCCACCACUAGACGCGUCACGACCACUACAACCCCUACAACAACUACUACACUUGCUCCUGCAACCACAGUCAUCAGUGAUUCCUCUACGGAUGCCAGCAGCAAUCUCCCAUUGGUCAUUGUGGCAGUCAUCGCUAUCCUAGCGUUCAUUGCCAUUGGAAUCUCUCUGUUCUGUUAUUGCAAAAAGAAGAAGGCAGCUGGAAAAAAGGAACCGAUGACUGGAGUGACCACUGGUAGUAACUCAGCUUCUGGAAUCAGUAGCAAGGGAGCAACCACUCCAAAAAAAUCGCAGUAUGGAAAAGAGGCGGCACCGGAGAAGUCAAAGAUCAAGACUCCGGAGAAGUCGAAUAUCAAGACAGCGAUGAAUUAUUGA
Molecule: messenger RNA, 486 nt
Organism: Caenorhabditis remanei
Lineage: Eukaryota; Metazoa; Nematoda; Chromadorea; Rhabditida; Rhabditidae
Exons: 3
Coding region: 1-486 (161 amino acids)
Source: RefSeq, a predicted model, not a curated record